This is a messenger RNA of Neoarthrinium moseri, 2229 nucleotides long. RefSeq lists its product as uncharacterized. The record is from RefSeq and is a predicted model, not a curated record. The transcript is spliced from 7 exons. NCBI's taxonomy places the organism in Eukaryota, Fungi, Ascomycota, Sordariomycetes, Amphisphaeriales, Apiosporaceae. Bases 1 to 2229 code for a protein of 742 amino acids.
AUGGCUUACAAAACCGACGCCAAGAGCAGCAGUCCGCCGCCUGCCGCCGACAACUCCGCUCCGCCACCGUACACUGCUGUCGCUAGCGCUCCACCACCUCAAGGCCCACCACGACAGCUUUCCGAGAAGGAGAUCGCGAGCCUCAAUGCCGCUUUCUCGUCGCUGCAGAUUCCUGACAUAGUGAAGAAGGUGGACGAGAGCACGUGUCUCGCCCAUUUGAAGCUUCUUUCGGCUUUCCACAAUCUCAAAGAGGAUGUCGGAUACACCGAUGGGCUGUGGGAAAUUUUCGAUGCUCGAGCUGCCAGGUCUACGGAUGGCGACGAGGAUCCGGCGGCCGUACUGGCCAAGCUUCGAGAGAAGCGGUGGGCUGUAUAUGUCGCACGGGCAGUAGAUCGUUACGAGGUGUGGUGGAAUUCACUCCCCUCAGAUCCUCUGACGAUUGAUGAUAUGACCGCCGAGUCUCCAAAGUAUGGAGAGUUUGUCAAUAGUGCGACGACAAUGCAAUGGACUGCCGAAAUGUUGCCUCCGCUAGAUGUCCUCAUGGUUUGGCAUGCUCAUUGCCUUAACCCACACGAUUACCUAGAGGACUGCAUCCGCGCGGGGAGGAGAGACCUCUGGACGGCUGGUUUCCCCUGGAAAUUGGUUAACGAAGCUGUAGACAGCAGCUUCAACUACCAGGUCUCGCAGGGUUGCACUACGGCUUGGACGACCGCCACCGGCAGAGCGUGGCACAACGUUGGGGAUUCCGUCAUGAAGACGCUGAAGUGCCCAGCUUGCUUAGAGCGCCUAGAGAUUCCAUGGACAACUUGUGGAGUACCCGAAGACUUUAAAGGACCCCGGCCGGAUCUGGUAGGCUCAGGCUACGGCGACGGGGAAUUCAGCUAUAUAUGCUUCCAAUGCUCAACUGAGAUCACCAGGGACUUUCUUGAGGUUGCAAAGUUCAUCAACGACACCAAGGCGCUUCUAAGCAAGAAUCAGCCAAUGCCAGGGACGAUUCUGGACUACCGAACUGGGUUGCCAGAGAAGCUUUUAGUGCGCCAUUUUGAUCCCGUCAAGCUGGAGCUUUUAUUCCCCAAUCGGCUGAUCCAGAAUCACCUAUGGAAUGAAGUCUUACCGCUGAUCAACGCGGAACGGGAUCUACGGCCAACCACUAUGGAUUCGAUCUUGCGCCCUGCGAACAUGGAGACCAUCCGAAGCAUGAUCGAGGAGGCCCUCAAAGAUCCUGAUACUGUGAGGGCGGUCGAAGGGAUGACGGGAAUUUCAGCCCUAGGCCGUCCUCGGCUCACAAAAAGGGCAAGGAUACCCGUUAGGAAAAUGAUGGCUCAUUACUGGGGCAACUCCUCACCCUUCGCUCUUGAGCUUGGCGGCGCUGUCAUGCGACAGGGUAUUUUUACAGACAAGAUGCACAAGAUUGACUGGCUGCACAGUCCGGCUGCUCUAGACACGAUGAAACGUCUGAUUGCCAAAUAUCAACGGUUUGUUUCGAUAAUGGCUUCUUACCAGGACCGAGUCGUAGUUCCUACGCUGGAUGUAGAUCUGGCUUGGCAUACUCAUCAACUCAGUCCCCGAUCGUACCACGACUUCACGGUUAGCAAAACUUCUAAAUUCAUCGACCAUGACGACAAGAUCAACGAGGACAAGCUCAACUCCGCAUUCGAGUGGACAAGCAAGACUUACCAGGAUCUUUUUGGGGAAGUGUACAGCGAAUGUACUUGCUGGUACUGUGAAAGCGUACGAACAUCGCAUGUCAGCUCUGUAGGGAAAUUAUUUGGUGUCUCAAAGGGCGACAAGAAGCAAAUCAAUGCCUCGGCCCACAUCUCUGCUCAUAACGCCGUCAAAUACGUCGAUGCCGAUUCCAAGCGGAACGUAGCACUACUUGCCAUGCACACAGCACAAGUAGCGCGGCUCGAUGAAAAUUACAAGAAGGCCCAAAAGCGAGCUGAGAAGAAGGGUCGCAAAUUACCGCCAAGGGACGAGUAUUACUACUACUGGGGGUAUCCGUAUAUGAUGUAUGGUCCAUGGGUCUACCCGAUCUACUACACACCGGGUUAUUACUAUUGUGACCCAGGCGUUGCGACAGCUGGGACGGGUACACCUGGCGCUUGUGCCGCCGGAUCCUGCGGAGGAGCAGUUGGCUCCGGGGCAUGCGCAGGUGCCGCGGCAGGUGGCUGUGGAGGAUCAGGUGGUUGUGGAGCUGGUGCUGCGUGUGGCGGCGGCGGCGGUUGCUAG